AUGGGAUCUCAAGCCGGACAAAAACCACACGUCGUUUGCGUGCCUUACCCGGCGCAGGGACACAUCAACCCGAUGCUAAAGGUGGCUAAACUCCUCCACGCCAAAGGCUUCCACGUCACCUUCGUCAACACCGUUUACAACCACAACCGUCUACUCCGGUCGCGUGGGCCCAACGCACUCGACGGAUUUCCUUCCUUCCGGUUCGAGGCCAUCCCUGACGGUCUACCUGAGACCGAACUGGACGCCACACAGGACAUCCCUGCCCUUUGCGAGUCCACUAUGAAGAACUGUCUAGCUCCUUUCAAGGAGCUUCUCCAGCGAAUCAACACCGGAGAUGAUGUUCCUCCAGUGAGCUGUAUUUUAUCAGACGGUGUCAUGAGCUUUACACUUGACGCUGCAGAGGAACUUGGUGUCCCCGAGGUUCUUUUUUGGACUCCCAGUGGUUGUGGCUUCAUGGCUUAUCUACACUAUUAUGUCUUCGUCGAGAAGGGGUUAUCUCCACUAAAAGGCACGUGUUCUUACACCGAUUAA
Messenger RNA from Microthlaspi erraticum, 531 nucleotides. The record is from the annotation of a GenBank genome assembly. NCBI's taxonomy places the organism in Eukaryota, Viridiplantae, Streptophyta, Magnoliopsida, Brassicales, Brassicaceae.